Telopea speciosissima is the source of this 1437-nucleotide messenger RNA. RefSeq names its product UV-B-induced protein At3g17800, chloroplastic-like. The transcript has 3 exons. The coding region runs from base 9 to 1211 and encodes 400 amino acids. Lineage: Eukaryota; Viridiplantae; Streptophyta; Magnoliopsida; Proteales; Proteaceae. The record is from RefSeq and is a predicted model, not a curated record.
UAACUCAAAUGUUAUUGAUGGAUUGUUGUGUAUCCUACAGAAGAAUCCCCAUUAUCAAAGCUUUACCCUCUGCGUUAAAGUCUGAAGGGAAUUCCAAGAGAUGGAUUAAAUUGGGUUUUGAGGGACGGAUUGGGAAAUGGAAUGAUAGGAGAUCGAUUCGAAAAGUGUCGAUUGCAGCAGCAAGUGCGGAAUCAAGUCAUUGUGGAUAUAGAAGUGUAGUAGAUUGGCCCCUUGAGCCCAAGUCUUCUGCUGGGAAAUUCCUCAGCAUUGUAUUGCAGAACCAGCGGUUCCUUUUCGAUCUUGCCGUGACCGAGCAAUUGAGUGAGUUAGCUUUAGAGAGGGAUGGAGCCAUUGCCCGCAAGCAACACAGUGAGGGUUCUCUAGAAUCCUGUCUUCACAAGAGGAUUGCUGAAUUGAAAGAGAACGAGUGCCAAGUUAUUGUUGAAGAUGUCAUGUACAUGCUUAUUGUUCACAAAUUCUCUGAGAUCCAAGUCACUAUGGUUCCAAGGCUCUCUAGAUGCAUCAAUCAUGGGAGAUUAGAGGGAUGGCCAUCAAAGGACAAGGAGCUCGAGUCCAUUUACAGCGUUGAAGUCCUGAAGAUGGUAAGGGAACAUGUUGCCACCAUCCUUGGUGGGAGAGGGAAACCUAAUGUCACUGAAAAUUGGGUCAUUAGGACAACCCAGUCGCAAAGACUUCAGCUUGGCCAAGUCUAUGCUGCCUCCAUUAUGUAUGGAUAUUUCUUGAAGUCUGCAUGCUUGAGACACAACCUGGAUCAGCGUCUAGCUCUGACCAACCAUGACCCUUCUCAUGGCCAUGGGAUCCAAGUUCCACAUUCAGAGUUCCACCACCAUGGAUUGGAGAGCCUUAAUGCUCUCAGCCACUCCUCAACUAAUACUUGGGCCACCUCAUUGUGUCAAGUGUCAGGGAAGCUUUCUAGGAAGCAGGAGAAGCUGUGUAGUUAUGUCACGGGGUUUGACACAGAGAUGUUGCACAGAUGUGGAAAAUUAAGAUCUCAAGAGACAGUGAAUCUAAUCAAGAAGCAAAGCUGUGCACUUUUUGGGGAUGGGAUGGGUGCCCUUGAGAGUGAUGAGGUGAUCGAAGUUACCUUUGCUAGCCUCAAGAGGUUAGCAUUGGAAGCUGUCGCUUUUGGUUCAUUCCUUUGGGAGGUGGAAGGAUAUGUUGACAGUGUGUAUAGGCUCAAGGAGAAUUGAUCAAAGAGAACAGUUUCAUAAAUUUAGGAACUGAGGUGGUGCUUGCAGGUGACUGGAAUACCCAAUAUAAAAUUAUUGAAAUAAAUUUCUUGAGCUGCUGGCUUCAAGGUGUAUGCCUCUCAGCCAACUUACAGUCAAAUGCAUAUACAGAGCAAUGCCACUAAAAUUUAGUGAGGAACCACUUGGAUGCCUUCAUUGUCCCUUUAUGAUCAUUUUGCUCAAGUGA